AUGUAUUUAGACUUCUCUAAGAGCCUCGGUAUUGGCUCGCUCACUACCAUGCUUCUCUCCGCAUUCUCCCCACGAGAGCGUGCUCUCGUUGAUCAUCAGCCAGCGCUACCUCCAUCUUAUCCGCUGGCCGUCCGAAGUCCCUAUCUCUCGGCAUGGAUGCCCAGCGACCAGGUUCAGACGUUGCCGUAUGCGGAGCCUCAGUUUUGGGCGGGACAGAGUCUCACCUGGUCGGUCAUGGCUCGCGUCGAUGGCCAGGCGUACAGUUUGAUGAGCGUUAAAAAUCCCGGCGAGAACAUCCGUCCAGCUAUCGUUCGAAGCGCCGAGUAUACCGCGACACAUUCGGUCUUCAAUCUUUCCGCUGGUUCGGUGGUUUUCACUCUGGACUUUUUCUCGCCCAUAUCGCCCUCAAACUAUCUGCGACAGUCCCUCCCUUUCAGCUACUUGACUGUUUCUGUAUCGGAGGGUUCUUCCAAGAGCAUCCAGAUCUACUCUAGUAUUGACGGAAGAUGGACGGGCAAGCCACAACACACUACACGUGGUUUCCGCGAAACCGGCUCCACGGCCAACGGUGUCCCUUACUCUGAAGCGAUAUUCGCCUCUCGCCCGACUUCCAAGUCCAAGCUCUCCUUCUCAUCCGGUAAACGUGGCGACGUGCGUUCUCAGUUUUCAUGGGCUCCAGGAGGGAUUGUAGCCCUUUCGCACGACUUAGGAAGGGUUGACAGUGGAGAUUCAGUGACAUUUGCCUCCAUUAAUUACCUGGGAAAGCCAUACACCGGAUACUACCGAUCGCAGUACCCGGAUAGCCACGAAGCAGUCUCUUAUUUCCUUGACGACUAUCCCGCCGCUCUGCAGGAGUCUCGGGUGCUCGAUACGGAGAUGGCCAAGCAAGCCAAAGCAGCGGCUGGCCAAAAGUACGCCGAUAUAGCGUACGGAGGAAUAGAGGUGACCAUUCCUAAUGACACUCUGGACACCACCGAUGUUCUGGCAUUCAUCAAGGAGCUUUCCAGCAAUGGUAACCUCAACACAGUGGAUGUUAUCAUGCCCGCCUUCCCGAUCUACUACGUUCUGGACCCGGACUACAUCCGCCUUCUAUUGGAACCGAUGAUGAGAUACCUGGCUGCUGGCCGCUGGCAGAAGCCGUAUCAUUACCCCAAUGCUAUCGGGCAUGACAAUCAGAAGGCCGAGCCAAUGCCGAUCGAGGAAUGUGGAAAUCUAAUGGUACUGGUCCUGGCCUACGUGCGAGCAACGGGUGACACCGAAUGGGUCGCCCAGUACACCGACCUUCUUAGGGGCUAUGCGGACUAUUUGGUCGACAAUGGUGUUGAUAUCACCAAGCAGCUGUCUUCCAAUGACGCGGCUGGUGCACUUGCCAAUGAGACGAACCUUGCCAUCAAGGCGGCCGUCGGUAUCAAGGCAUUCGGCGAACUGACGGGACUUUCCGAAUACUCUGACAUCGGGGAAGCGCGAGCGGAUCUAUUCUUCACCCAGGGCCGUGGAACAGACGAGAAUAAGACACACUUCGUGCUGCAAUAUCCCGAAAAGCCAGCUUCGUGGAAAAUUCCAUACAACCUCUACCCAGAUGUAUUACUUGAUCUGCAGACCUUCCCUAAAGCGGCAUACGAAAUGGGAAAUACCUUCUUCAAGUCUGUUCGAGCGGAAUAUGGAGUUCCGUUGGAUAACCGGCAAGACUGGGCCAAGUCGGACUGGAACAUGUGGCUGGCAGGCACGUUUGAUGCCGACACUCGGUCCGAUUUCAUGACCAAUGGAAAACACAACUGGCCGUUCUCCGAUCGGUACGUUGCCACAUCCGCCAAGGGACGGAGCCCUGGGGUGCCUGUGUUGUGCCGAGCUCGCCCAACAGUGGGUGGGCCCAAGCAGGUGUUUGGUGAAGGAGGCAACAAAGGAGGCAGUGACAGCCAGGAGAUUCUUUUGAACCAGGGAGAUAAUCUCUUGCCCCGUCCUCCACACAACUUCGGUCCUCAAGGCUAUCCCCUCCCCAACGGUGCUGUUCCUUCUGGUCCCGUCCCCGGCGCCGCCCCUCUCCUUCCCAACAAUGGUCGAAUCAUUCAGAAUGGUCCCGUCAGAGUGCUGUGCAUUGCGGACGUGCGAGGUAAUCUGAAGUCCUUGAAUGAGUUGGCCAGGCAGGCCCGUGCAGACCAUAUCAUCCACACUGGUGACUUCGGUUUCUACGAUGACACUUCGCUCGAGCGCAUUGCAGACAAGACUCUUAAGCACGUGGCUCAAUACUCACCCCUGCUCCCCGAGAAUGUCAAGCGCACGAUCGCCCAGACUCCUCCCCAGCAGUCGAUCAAGCAACGAUUCACCCCCGAUCAGCUACCCCUCUCAGAGCUUCCCAUGCUGCUCGACAAGCGUCUCACCCUCGAUGUUCCUGUCUACACUGUCUGGGGUGCUUGCGAGGAUGUUCGCGUGUUGGAGAAGUUCCGUUCGGGAGAGUACAAGGUUGACAAGCUGCACAUCAUCGAUGAAGCCAACUCGCGGCUGCUCGACAUUGGCGGUGUGAAGCUCCGUCUUCUGGGUCUGGGUGGAGCCGUUGUUAUGCACAAGUUGUUUGACAAUGGCGAGGGCAAGACUACUAUUGCUGGUGGUCAAGGCACCAUGUGGACAACCCUGCUGCAAAUGGGAGAGCUGAUUGACACAGCAAACCGUGUAUACGACCCCUCAGAGACCCGGAUUUUCGUCACGCACGCGUCGCCGGCUCGUGAGGGCAUGCUGAACCAGCUGUCGGUCACGCUCAAGGCCGAUUUCUCCAUCUCCGCUGGCUUGCACUUCCGUUACGGCUCGUCCUACAACGAAUUCUCCGUCAACCCCUCCCUCGACCACUACCGGGGCAAGCUCGCCGCUUCCAAGGCUUCCUUCAAUGAUGUGUGGGAGACCGUCCGCGGCGAGGUCGAGGCCGCCAUCUCGCAGAACGAAGCUCAGAAGACUUUGCUCGACAAUGCCCUGGAGGUGGUCACCAAGAUGCCUACCGUUGCCAACGGUGGCAACCCGUUCGGUGGACCUGCUGCUCCCGGCAACGCAGCUGGCCAGGUCGACGAAAGCGCCUUCAAGAACAUGUGGAACUUCAACUUGGCGGACGCAGCAUUCGGCUUCUUGGUGCUUGAGAUCGAGUCGGGCCGCAUCGCUACCGAAAUGCGCGCUCAAGGAUUCAACUUUGCCCACCGUACUGGCAAGCCCCAGCCCGCUGGCCCAGCCCAGCCCGCUCCCGUCCCCGCUGGCGCCCCCGCUGGCAUUGCCUCGCCUCGCGUUCCCGGAGCUGCUCCCCAAUUCGGUCAGGCCCAACCUGUUCCCGCCCGCACGGGUCCCCUGCCCCAACAGCAGGCCCCAGCUCAGGCCAAGGCUCCUGCCGCCGCUCCCGCUCGUACAUCCCCCGUUCCCGUGAUCCCUAAGCCUGCUACGCCGCAGCCUGCCACCGCCCCUGCUGCGCAGCCCGCCGUGACGUCCCCGGAGAGAACCACGACCACCGAGGCCAAUGGUACCGCUCAGCCUGAGAAGCCCUCUGAAUCUCCGCUGCCCAAGAUUGAGAAGAAGCAGAGCAACGGCCUCUUCGUCUCGAACGUUGAGAAUGAACAAGCUGUGCGUGAUCUCUUCCCUGAGGAAGACAAGGCCAAGAUCACAAAGGUUGAGAAAUGGGGCAAAUACAACAACCAUGUCGUCCACUUCGCGACUGUCGAGGAGGCCAAGGCUGCUCUCGAUCGCCAGCCUGCCGAGCACAAGAAGCCUACCCCUGCCGGUCAGCCCCGUAAGCCCAACAUCAAGUUUUUCGAAGACCGGGGCAGCCACCGCGGCAAUGCCGGUACAUGGCAGAGCAGUAACCGUGGUGCCAACGCCCCCCAGCGCGGGUACCAGAGCGGAGGUGCCAGUGACAGCGAGACUAACCGCGGACGUGGAUUCCGUGGCCGAGGUGGUGCUGGCCGCGGCGACCGGGGCGGACGUGGCGGCCGUGGUGGUCGCGGUGGGUUCAACAAGGGAGGUGCUCCGACUUCAGACUCGGGACCAGGCGACAAGCCCGCUGCAACUGGAGGCGACGCUUGA
This is a messenger RNA of Aspergillus vadensis CBS 113365, 4053 nucleotides long. Its product is annotated as DUF1793-domain-containing protein. Gene Ontology annotation, biological process: carbohydrate metabolic process. NCBI's taxonomy places the organism in Eukaryota, Fungi, Ascomycota, Eurotiomycetes, Eurotiales, Aspergillaceae. The record is from RefSeq and is a predicted model, not a curated record. Bases 1 to 4053 code for a protein of 1350 amino acids. The transcript has 16 exons.